CCGCGGGCCCUCGGGUCCUCUCGGGUCCCAAGCAGCCCCGCUCUCCCGCUCUCCCGUACCCGGAGUCCGUCCGCGGUGUGUUGCGAUCGCCACGGCAACAUGUUGGGCAUGAUCAGGAACUCGCUGUUCGGGAGCGUGGAGACGUGGCCGUGGCAGGUCCUGAGCUCCGGGGGCAAGUUAUUCUAGUUGAUAUUGCCACCACUGAUACAAGAAGAUUCACUGUUGAACAUAUUCCAAAGGAGUUCAGGAUUCCAUCCAUACUAUAACGAUAGAUGUAUGCCCAUGUUGUUAGUGGCACCAUGCACAGUCGCUAAGCUGUGGAAACAGCCUGGAUGCCAGUCAACAAGUGAAUGGAGGAAGAAAACAUGGCAGUGGAGACACAGUGGAAUGAAAACAUUUCCUAUGAGGAAAGAGCCUGUGAAGGAGGGAAGUUUGCCACCGUGGAAGUGACAGAUAAGCCCGUGGAUGAGGCCCUCCGGGAAGCAAUGCCCAAAGUCAUGAAGUACGUGGGGGGCACCAACGACAAGGGAAUUGGGAUGGGGAUGACUGUCCCUAUUUCCUUUGCCGUGUUCCCUAAUGAAGAUGGCUCCCUGCAGAAGAAACUGAAAGUCUGGUUCCGGAUUCCGAACCAAUUUCAAAGCAACCCACCCGUUCCCAGUGACGAAAGCAUCAAGAUUGAGGAGCGGGAGAGCAUCACUGUCUAUUCCACGCAGUUCGGUGGCUACGCCAAGGAAGCGGACUAUGUAACUCAGGCCAGGCAGCUUCGUGCUGCCCUGGAGGGAACAGCCACCUACCGGAGCGACCUCUACUUCUGCACUGGAUACGACCCUCCCAUGAAGCCAUAUGGACGUCGCAAUGAAGUCUGGCUGGUGAAGACAUGAGUGACUCACGGAGCCCAGAGCCUCCCAGAAGUGAGCCUCAGUGUCCCCUCACACAGGGUCAGCCAGGAGACAGGACUUCUCAAGUUCCAGCGUUCCUAGUCCAUCACUGCUGGGUUUUCUGAACUAAACAUGUCGCAUACUCUGAAGGUCUUUUUCUCCUGGGAAAUAAUACAGCCAAGUAGGCAGCUUCAUUCUCAUUGAUUUAGAAACUUCUGUGAUAGAUCAGAAAAAAACCCCAGCAGUAUUUUUCUCACCCAACUGGGUCACUGAAAACUGGUUUUUUUAAACGAUCAAAUUUGUAUUUUUGUUAGUGCAAAGUUAGGUGAUUUAUGGAGUCUUCCGUCUGUGAUUCUUAUAAAAGGUCUGUCUAAAAGAAACCAAAAAUAAAAAUCUUUGACUUAAA
Messenger RNA from Cavia porcellus (domestic guinea pig), 1284 nucleotides. It is a transcript of the gene Hebp1, whose product is annotated as heme binding protein 1. The transcript has 5 exons. Bases 351 to 881 code for a protein of 176 amino acids. Gene Ontology annotation, molecular function: heme binding. The record is from RefSeq and is a predicted model, not a curated record. Lineage: Eukaryota; Metazoa; Chordata; Mammalia; Rodentia; Caviidae.